AUGCUUCAAGAACUGCCACUAGAGAUUCUUACACAAAUUGCAGAAUUUAUUCCUGUAGGGGACGCAGGUGAAUUUGCAAGGACCUGUCGUAAAUGCUACUUUGCAAUAUUACCGCACAUUUGGCAUCAACUAACGCUCAACAACACUGUCGAAUUGAAUAUGCUGGCAAAGCGUUUGCAAUCCAACAAUUUAUGGGCACAAAGAGCGAUUCGAUUUGUACGAGAUGUAUCGCUAGGCAGUGAUGAUCAAAUCAAUCAGCCGAAAUUCUCAUCCACAUUAGCUGCUUCCAUGUUUGGUAUCGCAAGCACGCCUGACGCACAAGCUGCUGAACAAGCAGAGGAAAGUAAGCGAGUUACUCGUCGUGAGCGUAUUGGCGUCUUUGGUAAAAGGCUGCUUAAUUUGUUUCCUCAUCUAUCCAACCUUGUUUUUGAUUUCACCGAGGCGGCCAGGGAUUUCUAUUCAGGUGGCAGUGGUGCAUCUUCAUCAUCAGCAGCAUCGGCAACCGGGACAUCAGCAACCACAGAAGACACAACGCCAAGGGAGCAAUCAAAAGAGGAUGGCGAUGAAGAAGACGUGGAUGAUAACGCAAGGCUCCCUUUUUCCGGCUCAGUUUCGCUUGUGAAUUACAAAUCUGAUCAUUCAAAAUUCAUGCAUUACCUACUGGCGCCAUUUCGUCGCACACACCAUUUAAAACUCGAGGCAUUACCUGUUGUGUCACUAUGUGAUGACAUUGAUGAGUCUAUUCUGACCAACGCAGACUUACAGAAUCUCGCUACAUUGGGCUUGACGCAUCUAAGGAAACUGGAAUUAUCGUAUCUGGAUUCGGAUAUUCGCCUGGAGACAAUGAAGAAUUUGCUUGAAAGCAUGCCUCAUCUGAAUGAAUUGGAUUUGGAGUGGAUCUUUCCGCCCAGUAAAGAUGAUUUUAUAAGGUUGUGCCAGGUAGUCCAGGAGUACGCUCAUUUGUAUCCGACGCAAACAAACAAGAAGGCCAGCGUUUACAAGGUUCAUUUUGCUUGCAAGGAAGACGAAAAUGAGUAG
This is a messenger RNA of Mucor velutinosus, 1038 nucleotides long. RefSeq lists its product as uncharacterized. The record is from RefSeq and is a predicted model, not a curated record. Lineage: Eukaryota; Fungi; Mucoromycota; Mucoromycetes; Mucorales; Mucoraceae. The coding region runs from base 1 to 1038 and encodes 345 amino acids. Gene Ontology annotation, molecular function: protein binding. The transcript has a single exon.